Thamnophis sirtalis is the source of this 4061-nucleotide messenger RNA. Lineage: Eukaryota; Metazoa; Chordata; Lepidosauria; Squamata; Natricidae. The record is from RefSeq and is a predicted model, not a curated record.
GUGGCGGCGAGAGAAAAAGACGGAGAGGGAAGCAGCAGGAAGACUUGGACAAAGGCAGCGGGAUCUACUUCACAUUUAGGAAAGGCCUGGCCUGCGAAGGGCAAGGCAUUUUAACCCUAAGGUAACCAUGUCUGCCAAAGCAAUUUCUGAACAAACAGGGAAGGAGUUUUUGUAUAAAUACAUCUGCACGUCUUCAGCCGUCCAGAAUCGCUUCAAAUAUGCCAAAGUAACACCUGAUACUGACUGGGAUCGGCUCGUCCAAGAUCAUCCCUGGUUAUUGACUGAGCGUCUUGUGGUGAAACCUGAUCAGCUGAUAAAACGUCGCGGUAAACUUGGCUUGGUCGGUGUGGAUCUUAGUUUAGAUCAAGUGAAAGCCUGGCUGAAACCACGCCUUCAAAAAGAAGCUACAAUUGCUAAAGCUAAGGGCAUCCUAAAGAACUUCUUGAUAGAACCUUUUGUUCCACAUAAACAGACAGAGGAGUUCUAUGUAUGUAUUUAUGCAGCUCGUGAAGGAGACUAUGUGCUGUUUCACCACCAGGGUGGUGUGGAUGUGGGGGAUGUGGAUGCCAAAGCUCAGAAGUUGCUGGUGCACGUGGACUGCAAGCUGAGUGAAACUGAUAUCAAGAAACAUCUCUUGGUGCAUGCUCCACUGGAUAAGAAAGACAUCUUGGCAAGCUUCAUCUUUGGACUCUUCAACCUUUAUGAAGAUUUAUAUUUUACGUAUCUGGAAAUCAAUCCACUAGUUGUAACUGCAGGUGGUGUUUACGUACUAGACCUGGCUGCAAAAAUUGAUGCCACAGCUGAUUACAUCUGCAAAGUGAAAUGGGGUGAUGUGGAAUUCCCUCCUCCCUUUGGAAGGGAAGCUUAUCCAGAGGUGACACCAUUUGUGACCUUGGUGGGGUGAAUGAACUAGCCAACUACGGUGAAUACUCUGGAGCUCCUAGUGAACAGCAGACCUAUGAUUAUGCAAAGACCAUCCUCUCCCUCAUGACACGAGAAAAACACCCAGAAGGCAAAAUCCUAAUCAUUGGAGGAAGCAUUGCUAAUUUUACCAAUGUAGCUGCCACUUUUAAGGGUAUUGUUAGGGCCAUUAGAGAUUAUCAAGGACCUCUCAAGGAGCAUGAAGUGAGGAUUUUCGUGAGGAGAGGUGGCCCCAAUUACCAGGAAGGCUUGCGUGUCAUGGGGGAAGUAGGAAAAACUACUGGCAUUCCUAUCCAUGUCUUUGGUACGGAGACUCACAUGACUGCCAUUGUUGGAAUGGCAUUGGGGCACCGGCCCAUUCCAAACCAGCCACCUACUGCUGCCCACACAGCAAACUUCCUCCUUAAUGCCAGUGGCAGUUCCUCGACCCCAGCACCAAGCAGAACUGCAUCAUUUUCUGAAGGCAAAUCUGAUGAAUUUGCUCCAGCUAAGAAAGCCAAGCACACAAUAUCUCCUGAUACAUCCCCAUCUCCAAGACGUGUUCCAGGAAAAGCUACAACUUUGUUCAGUCGUCACACCAAGGCAAUUGUGUGGGGAAUGCAGACUCGGGCUGUGCAAGGCAUGCUGGAUUUUGAUUACGUCUGUUCAAGGGAUGAGCCUUCAGUGGCUGCCAUGGUUUAUCCAUUCACAGGUGACCACAGACAAAAAUUUUACUGGGGUCACAAAGAGAUACUCAUUCCUGUAUUCAAGAAUAUGGCAGAUGCCAUGAAGAAACACCCAGAAGUGGAUGUGUUGAUAAACUUUGCCUCUCUCCGCUCAGCAUAUGAUAGCACCGUAGAGACUAUGAAUUACCCUCAGAUCCGUACAGUGGCCAUCAUUGCAGAAGGGAUUCCUGAGGCCUUGACCCGCAGGUUGAUCAAAAUGGCAGAUGAGAAAGGAGUCACGAUUAUUGGACCAGCAACGGUGGGUGGAAUUAAACCCGGCUGUUUUAAGAUUGGAAAUACAGGAGGAAUGUUGGAUAACAUUCUGGCAUCAAAACUGUAUCGCCCUGGUAGUGUAGCUUACGUCUCCCGCUCAGGAGGGAUGUCCAAUGAGCUCAACAACAUUAUCUCCAGGACCACAGAUGGAGUCUUUGAAGGUGUAGCCAUUGGUGGAGAUAGAUAUCCUGGUUCUACCUUUAUGGAUCAUGUACUACGUUACCAGGAUACUCCAGGGGUGAAGAUGAUUGUAGUGCUAGGAGAAAUUGGAGGAACAGAAGAAUACAAAAUCUGUAAGGGUGUUAAAGAAGGCCGGAUCACUAAACCUGUUGUGUGCUGGUGCAUUGGAACAUGUGCUACUAUGUUCUCUUCUGAGGUACAAUUUGGCCAUGCUGGAGCAUGUGCCAAUCAGGCUUCUGAAACUGCUAUAGCCAAGAAUAAAGCAUUAAAAGAAGUGGGCGUCUUUGUACCACAAAGCUUUGAUGAGCUGGGUGAUGUAAUCCAGUCAGUGUAUGAGGAUCUGGUUUCUAAGGGAGUAAUUGAGCCAGCACAGGAAGUUCCUCCUCCAACUGUGCCAAUGGAUUACUCAUGGGCAAGGGAGCUUGGUUUAAUUCGGAAACCAGCUUCUUUCAUGACCAGCAUUUGUGAUGAGCGAGGUCAGGAACUGAUCUAUGCAGGCAUGCCAAUCACUGAGGUCUUCAAGGAAGAUAUGGGGAUUGGUGGUGUGUUGGGUCUGCUGUGGUUCCAGAGAAGGUUGCCUAAAUAUGCCUGCCAGUUUAUAGAGAUGUGUCUGAUGGUGACAGCUGAUCAUGGUCCAGCAGUGUCAGGAGCCCAUAACACUAUUGUUUGUGCAAGAGCUGGAAAGGACCUUGUCUCCAGUCUUACAUCAGGCCUACUCACAAUCGGUGAUCGUUUUGGUGGUGCUUUGGAUGCAGCAGCAAAAAUGUUCAGCAAAGCAUUUGACAGUGGUAUCAUUCCCAUGGAGUUUGUGAACAAGAUGAAGAAGGAAGGGAAAUUAAUCAUGGGCAUUGGCCACCGCGUUAAAUCAAUCAACAACCCAGAUAUGAGAGUUCAGAUCCUUAAAGAUUAUGUGAAGCAGCAUUUUCCUGCAACGCCUCUUCUAGAUUAUGCAUUGGAAGUGGAAAAAAUUACUACUUCCAAGAAACCUAACCUUAUCCUGAAUGUUGAUGGAUUUAUUGGUGUAGCCUUUGUUGAUGUACUUAGGAACUGUGGUUCUUUUACACGGGAAGAAGCUGAUGAAUAUAUAGACAUUGGUGCCCUCAAUGGCAUUUUUGUGCUUGGUAGAAGCAUGGGUUUCAUUGGACAUUAUCUGGAUCAGAAAAGAUUGAAACAAGGUCUGUAUCGUCAUCCUUGGGACGAUAUCUCUUAUGUCUUACCGGAGCAUAUGACUAUGUGAAAACUGAAUGGAAUAAAACAACUGGCUUUUAUGGAAGACCAAUAAAUAUGACUACAUUAUAUGGCUUGGUUGCAAAACAGACUGAGUUGAAAUUCUAUAUAAGGCUUUUCUGGCUUAGAAGUGGAUUCCAUAAUGAUAAACCAAAACAUUCGCUACUUCCUGUUGUAUUUAAUAUAUUAAAGAAGUUGCACUGUCUUUGCUUGUUCCUUUAUGCAUGUUUUUUUUUGUCUUCCUCCCCUCACUUCAGUAAUUCUGACCAAAUGUUAAUGCUUUUUAUUUUAAUCUGGGACCUCAUUAGACUUGAAAAGCUAGAGUGAGUCAAAUGGACCUGUAUGAUCAAAAUCUUAAAAACUCUCCUUAAAAGCUGUGUAUAAUUUUGUGACAAAUUUGUCCUGUCUGUAUCUUGUAUUUUAUAUUAAUCAUUAGUCUUUAUUUCUGGUCUGAGGGACUUAUACCUGAUUUGAUCAGCCUUUAUAAACCUGGUAUAAUAUUUAAAAAUGUAAAGCUGAUAACAUAAGCUCAUGUCCAAAAGUGCGAACUUUGUGUGCAUUCCAAUUGUUGCAUUUAUGCAGGUAAUAUUUUUAGUUGCACAAACACAAGUCCUACUAUUUUUGCAGACAGUGAUCUCUCAAUAUAUCUGUAUGCACAAGACACUUCAUCUCUGGCUCUUUAAUGUAUUCACAACAAUAUUCAGUGCUUUGUUUAUGUAUCACAACCUGACUCAAAUAAAAACGUACAAUAAUAAA